AUGUCUUCUGCUCCUCCUCCAAAGACGCCGGAAAAGGCCGCGCCUGCCCAACCGCGCAAGAAGAGGCCCGCAGACGCGGGCGCUGGAGGAGCCGAGCGGCAGCUCAUGAAGCCAAAGUUGUCCUUCGCGGAGGCGUUCAAGGUGACGCCAAGGCCAGACCAGCUCUGCGGCGUGACCGACGACGAGCUGCAGCGCAGCGCCGACCACCCGCCGGCGCUGCCCUUGCCCCGCCUCGAAGACCCGCGCGGGCUCGCCACGCCGAGUGCAGCGCUCGAGCUGCUUCAGCAGGCGGUGCAGCCCUCGCCGACCGUUGACGACUUCUCUGCCUUCAUCGACAUGCAGCGGCUCGCCUCGCAGCUCGAGCCGGGAGCACCCGAGGGCGGCGGCGCGGCCCUCGAUGUGUCCCAGCUCGAUUGGCUCAAGGCGCAGAGCGACCCGCUGCUGCUCCGCGGCGCGGCGGUGCCGCUCAACAAGCCGCUGCCAGACAUUUCCGCCAGCGUCGGAUUGGGUGGGCACACGCUCCGCGCUACGGUGGUGCGCACCAGCAGCCGAGGCAAGACCUCAAUCCAGCUCCGCUUCGAGGACGGGCCGGUGCCCGCCAAGAAGAAGGCGACACUGCCGCAGCUCCUCGGGAUGGUGGGCGAGAUCGGCCCCAAGCUCUCCUCCGCUCAGCGGCAGUCGCUGUGGGCCGACCACGACCCGUUCGCGAGCGCGGACGCGCAGGCCGCCUUCCUCUCCGCGAUCCUCGAGAAGCGGUUCGACGACGGGACGGCGCGGCAGCAGGCGGCGGCGGACACGCAGCGCGCGGACGGCAAGACGCACAAGGCGGGCGUCUACGUGGCGACGCUCAACGCGGCGUUGGCAACGCGGCACGGCUUGCCGCGGCACUACGUCGGCUUGUUUUGCCGCAAGGCGCUGAUGCUCGGCCGCAACGGUUGGGUCGAGCUGCCGAUCGAGGUCCUCUUCUCGCAGCGCCGCGACGAGCACCUCCAGGCCGCCGAGCGCACGCUGCAGGAGAUCUCCUUCCAGGUGGCGCUCCACAGGUUCGGCGCAGACAGCUUCGACUGGCGCAUCGUGCUCAAGGACGGCGACGUGCCGGCGAUCGUCGAGGCUGCGGGCGGCCCCUACCCCGAGACCUGGAACCUCACGCGCGGCGGCGAGGGCAGCGGCGCGGCGUGCGACUCGUCCGGCACCUUGCUCGCGUCGGCGGCGGGCUUCUCGUGGCUGCUUGUGCUUUGGAGCUGCUGCAUGGACAAGCCGGAGCUGCACCGGGAAGACGCCGUCUUCGCAGGCGUCAAGGUGGGCUCGCUGUGGCACAGCGUCCGCAGCAUGGGCAUCUUCGUCAAGGGCUACCCCGACCGCAUCCUCGCCCUGACCGAGCGCGGGUUCGUGUGGGACGUGCACGAGGCGGGCUCGUGGAACGGUGUGCCCGCCUUCGAGGGGUGGAGCCUUGUCAAACACAGCGGGCGUUUUGUCAGCCGCCGGCCCGCGCUCGCCACCGCCAUCAUCGAGAUGGGCGUCGAGCGCGGCGAAUGGUGCAAGUGGGUGGGGCUCGGCUUCUGA
Molecule: messenger RNA, 1563 nt
Organism: Emiliania huxleyi CCMP1516
Lineage: Eukaryota; Haptophyta; Isochrysidales; Noelaerhabdaceae
Exons: 3
Coding region: 1-1563 (520 amino acids)
Source: RefSeq, a predicted model, not a curated record